CGUGCGGCUCAUCGCACAGCUUCUCCCCCAGGCAGCACGCAAGCACCAUCUCACCAGCGGAGAAUCAAGACCAGCAUCCGAACUACAUGUGGUGAUAAGAGUGAUACUUGAACCGAAGUCUCGGACAAUUUGAUCCACAAUGACGACGCUGGAGGCCGCACCCCAGUCUGCGGCAGAUUAUGUCUACUGGUCUUCGUUGAUCUCCGGUGGAGUCGCCGGGUUGGUUGUAGAUGUCGUACUCUUCCCAAUAGACACGAUCAAAACGCGCCUUCAAAGCGAACGAGGCUUCAUCCGGUCCGGUGGAUUCCGGGGCAUCUACAAGGGAUUGGCACCGGCGGCCGCUGGAAGUGCCCCGACUGCAGCUCUGUUCUUCUGCACGUACGAUGGACUGAAGUCGCAUCUGGGUUCCCUGGCAAGCAAAUCUCAGCAGCCCUACGUGCACAUGGCAUCGGCGGCCUGUGCCGAAAUCGUGGCAUGUCUGAUUCGGGUUCCGGUGGAGAUUGCCAAACAACGAAGGCAGGCCCUGCCCAUCAAGUACAACACGUCUUCCAUGCAGAUAUUGUAUCACGCGCUGAAAACAGAGGGCAUUCGUCGGGGAUUAUACCGUGGCUUCGGCACAACGAUCAUGCGAGAAGUUCCAUUCUCCUUUAUUCAGUUCCCACUGUGGGAGUAUUUCAAACUGAAUUGGACUUCAGUAACGGGUACAGCCCUGACACCGGUGUCGGUUGCCAUCUGCGGUGCGGUUGCUGGUGGUAUUGCGGCUGGACUCACGACUCCACUGGAUGUCGUUAAGACCCGAAUAAUGUUGGCCGAUCGGGCUGAAGCGAGCGGAACCAACGCAUUUAGGAUUCUGUGCGGGAUUUACCGGGAACGCGGAGUUCGAGGGAUCUUCGCUGGAUUCGUACCUCGAGUUCUGUGGAUAACGCUAGGCGGAGCAAUAUUCUUCGGAUUUUAUGACCUCACUUCGCGGAUAUUGAGUUCGGAUGACACCAAGUGAAAAAGUGUAGAUUUUUUGUAUGUAACAUGUAGUUUGAACUUAGUUAAAGCAUAGCUUAUUUUUCACUAUUAUCACAGAGAACAGACAUCCAAGUCCAGUUCCGAAACUGUGUAAGGAAUUUAACGGUCAUUUGAAAUCGGCAACACAAGUGGCAAUAGCGUGGCGCUGCAAUCGGUUAAUUUCUCAU
This is a messenger RNA of Aedes albopictus (Asian tiger mosquito), 1184 nucleotides long. RefSeq names its product S-adenosylmethionine mitochondrial carrier protein homolog. Gene Ontology annotation, molecular function: S-adenosyl-L-methionine transmembrane transporter activity. The transcript is spliced from 3 exons. The coding region runs from base 140 to 997 and encodes 285 amino acids. The record is from RefSeq and is a predicted model, not a curated record. Lineage: Eukaryota; Metazoa; Arthropoda; Insecta; Diptera; Culicidae. Gene Ontology annotation, biological process: transmembrane transport. Gene Ontology annotation, cellular component: mitochondrial inner membrane.